ACGGGGCCUCACGAGCGGCUUCAUUCCAGGGCCCGAGGAUGUGCGCGGUCGUGCUGCUGGAUCUCGCGCACGCCUGCCGGUGCGGGUGCACCGACCGGCUGCUGCGCGAGGAGUCCGCCGUCGCACACGCGCACGUGUACGUGUUGCCCGGCGCCGGCCACGUCGCGGACGCGGCGACGCUCGCGUACGGGAGCGCGCACCGGCUGGACUCGCGCUCGACAGCCGGGUGCGUGUACGAGCUCAAGCGGGCGGCGGAUGACCUGGACGUGCGCGCGCUGCGCGUCAUCACGAGUGUGCGGGGACGAGAGCGGCUCCUUCGGUACCAGCAGCUGCUCUUUACGGACUUGUACACCUUCACCUACAGGCUGGGAUGCCCCCGCCCCACCCCCACGCACUCACCUGAAGUGGAAGUGGAGGAUGACGUCAGUAACUUUUUGCACACACUUCCGGCGCUGGGCGGGCCCGUCAGAUUGCUGACGUCAUCGCUGUUUCCAGACUGUUUCGGCCACGGUUUCAGCACGCGUUCAGGGGGCAUCUCCUACAUUCCCACCUUGUCCUCCUUGAACUUGUUCAGCAGCGUCAGGAGGCGCGACCCCCCCGCCGUGGUGGAGGAGAACAGACGCCGACUGGCGCUCCACGCCGGGUUCCACCCGCGUCCCUUCCACCUGGCCAAGGUCGAACAUUCCAGCCAGGUGUGGAUCGUGGGUGAAGCCGAGCCAGAGAGCUAUGACGCCAUCGUUACCGAUAGGCCGGGGUUCGUCAUCGCCGCUCCGGGCGCCGACUGCAUCCCUAUGGUCUUUGCCGAUCCUGUGACGAAAGUGGUCGGCAUUGCUCACGCAGGAUGGAAAGGAACCUUGAUGGGUGUCGCCAUGGCAACAGUGGAGGCCAUGGUGACGCACUUUGGUUGCAGCUCCAAGAACAUCCUGGUGGCCCUUGGACCGUCGGUGGGGGCGUGUUGUUUCAAACUGGCGCGAGCGCACGCAUCUAACUUCCAUCCGGUUUGCAUCACAGACCCCCAGUCAGCCAAGCCCCACGUCAACAUCCGCUUGGCCAACAGGCUCUUGCUCCAGGAGGGCGGAAUUCUGCCGGAGCACAUCCACGACGACACGGUGAUGGACAGGUCACACGUGACGCCGUGCACUUCCUGCCAUCCCCGAGACUUCUUCUCCCACGUACGAGACGGACCUAACUUUGGCACCCAAGUGGGCUUUGCGUGGAUCAGGGAGGCGGGAACGCCCCACUGACAGAGAAGGACAUUUUCUAUUUAGGACAUGGGACUGUCGAACAGAACAGAUGAAAACAUUUUUGUACAAACCUUCACAUGUUUUAUUCUCAUCAAUGACCAAAUAUUUCUGCUCAGAUAAUAAAGCUGAGAUGAUCUGCUGA
Nerophis lumbriciformis (worm pipefish) is the source of this 1386-nucleotide messenger RNA. RefSeq names its product laccase (multicopper oxidoreductase) domain containing 1 (gene lacc1). Gene Ontology annotation, molecular function: copper ion binding. The record is from RefSeq and is a predicted model, not a curated record. Lineage: Eukaryota; Metazoa; Chordata; Actinopteri; Syngnathiformes; Syngnathidae.